AAGACUUAAACAAGCUGAGAAAACAAAAGCUGACCUUCAACUUAGCAAAUUAAUUGCUGAAGAAGAAUAUGUGAAAAUACAGCAGGAGCUGACAGAGCUAAAGGAUGCUCAAGAGGAACUUAAUAAAGAAAGUGACAUGUCUAAGGCCGUCUAUGAGACAGAACUUUGUAUGCUAAACCAAGAGAAUGCUGAGCUGAAGAGAGAGAUUGAGAAGCUCAAAGAAGAGCUUGCAGAAUGUUGUUCAGCGCUUUCACAGGAUGGUAAGAUUAAAAAAAAGGUGGCAGAAAUGAAAGUGCAGUUCACUCACAUGGAAGACACAGAGGGUGACUUUCCAGAUACGAAUACCCGCUGCGUUUUUCUGUAACAACAAGAAUCCCAUUCAAACUGAACCAAAACCAAGCACUGCUUACUUUGGAAGAUGAAGAAGUUGCCCAGAGACUGACAAAAAUGGGUAAGCAUACUGUGAACCUGGAUGGAACUACAGCAGAUGUGAAAGUGGUGCCUUUUACAGCUGGAAUGGGAGUCAAAUUUGAGCUCCACGUCACCAUUUCUGGAAAGAAGAUCAAUGUUUCAGAAAUCCCUGAGCUUCCAAUUCCUGAUGAAUGGAUGAGAGACAAAUUAGAGCUGAAUUUCUACAAAUCUGAGCAUGGAGGAGGAGAAGUAGAAAAUGUAAAAUACGACAAGAGGUCCAGAACAGCUGUUAUUACAUUCACUAGACCUGGAGCAAUAGCCAGCAUUGUGAGAUGUGAUAGACACCCCUUCUAUGUAAAUGGAAGGUGCCAUAGGCUUUCUGUGUCCCCAAGCACUGAUGGACACUUGGAAAAGCUUCAGCUCUUUUCUGGUAUUUCUACGAAGACCAUUCUAUUGAAAGGAAUUAAAGAGACUGAAGAUGAUGAGGAAAGUGUGCAGGAUAUGAUUGAAAUUCAUUUCCAGAAGCCUAGUAAUGGUGGUGGGGAAACAGAGAAUAUCAAAUAUGUAUCAAAAGGAGCUGUGUGGGUUUGUUUUGAAGAGGAUGCUUAGAAUGCCAUAUAGAAAAUUGUGUAUCUCUCUCAGAAGUUCUGAGCUUUUGCUUCAUCAGAGGGAUAAGUUAAACCAGUGGUUCUCAUAUAAUUGAGCCUUAAUGUUUAGAAAUUGAAAAAGAGGAACUAUCUUUCUGAUUUGUUUAAUGGCACAAACUUUGAACAGAAAUUCAUUAAAACUUAAUGCUUAGUGUU
Molecule: messenger RNA, 1214 nt
Organism: Meleagris gallopavo (turkey)
Lineage: Eukaryota; Metazoa; Chordata; Aves; Galliformes; Phasianidae
Gene: NMI
Product: N-myc and STAT interactor
Cellular component (GO): cytoplasm
Source: RefSeq, a predicted model, not a curated record